Messenger RNA from Cryptococcus amylolentus CBS 6039, 1675 nucleotides. RefSeq lists its product as hypothetical. The coding region runs from base 297 to 1382 and encodes 361 amino acids. The record is from RefSeq and is a predicted model, not a curated record. The transcript has 3 exons. Lineage: Eukaryota; Fungi; Basidiomycota; Tremellomycetes; Tremellales; Cryptococcaceae.
AUCCAGAUAGAGGAAUACAUCAUGGCUUAGAUAUGCUAGCGCUACGACGAGAAUCGCUCAACAACACGCCGCCGAUGGUCUUGAUGUACUCGAGAACAUAUUCUCUACGUAAUUUACGUGGCUAUGGUUUCUGACUAAAAGACACCUGAGUAAAAGGCUCGACACUUAGGAUUCCCACUCUGGUACUGACCAAGUGAUAAGCGUCUUGUCUUCCUUUACGGUGCGACGAGCUUGACUGCCAGAGUUGCAAAGAGGACCCGGCACAUUCCUCAAGAGCCAAGCAGAGAUUAUUGUCCAUGCACUUCCUCCCUGGUGCUAGACAGAGCUGUUCGCUGUCCUCAUUGGACAUUGGACCGAUACCCAUCGCUGGCCAUCGCACCGCUGCAUGCAUGCCCGACGGCCAUACCCCGGCCGAUGAUAAGGCAAAGCUACCAGCGGCGACCUCCACCUCGCUUGUUUUUGUUCACGCUGCAGUAGGUGGUCGAGUGGCCAAGUCGACAGGUAGACAGGGCGCAUCUCAUCAACAACAAUCCCCAGCGUCUACCAUGGGCGCCUCCGUAUCCCAAUACGCCGAGCGCUGGCUUCCCGCCCCUUCGAAUUCCUUGCCAACAGCCCCACCGCCUCAGACACUCCCAGCCUCCUCCCCUCUCUCCCAGCCGAAAGGCUUCAUGUCGUACUUUAUCCCUUCAUCGGAGCCCACACAUAAACACCGCCACCCAACAAUCCACGAUGUUCAGCUCAUAUAUGCCUAUAUUGCCUCCCGACUGCCAGGGGAGCUGGUAGGGCAGGUGAUGGACGAAGCCGAAAUCUGGCCAGUGUGCUGGAGGGCACAGCGGGCGAAAAUGGUCUGCCCGUCGAGGGUGAAGGGAGGGAUCAAUAUGAUGGACGGUGGCUUGUGGGAGACGGGGCAAGAAGCCGAAGUGGGGGAGGCUGCAUUGGAGAGAGGUCUCAGAUGUCGGAAUGGGGAAGCUUGGUAUCUUGUCUCAUCGCCGAUUGGGUGUUUCGGGGAGCAGAAAGAAGGGCAGGAAUCGGAGACAGAAGAGCAUGAGAGGAGACGGAAAGCUUGGGUGAAGAAGGUUGUCAUUGAAACAUCCUCUCGGGAUCAGGGUUGGUCAGAUCACAGACAGCAUUACGGGACUUAUAAAGGUAGUCACUCAUGGUUUGAGAUCUCGCUGCUUAGGAAUGAUCUGGAGGUGCCGGGAUCGCGAGCAGAAAUACAGUUCAACGUCCAUGCCGGACAGUUCUUCAAGGAGCACACGAAUGUCCUUCUACGUGAUCACCCGACGUUGAGACUAGCAAAAGACGGGGAUAGGGUGGUGCUGUGGGCGAAGGCGUUAUACCCGGGCUGGGUGAAUGCAGUCAAGUACGCGCUCCGUCUAUGACUGAGGCUCAGUAGGCUAACAUGCGCCCAGAGAGGCUUCGAUCACAGUCUACAGUGCCCCGUUCCCGUACUGAUCAUGAUGGCGUUAAACAUCGCGGGGGCUUAAGGGCGAGAAGACUUAUGUCUUUGCCAUGCUUGUCCUGUACGAGUACAUAUGUAGCAUAAUGAUGUCAAUUGUAGGCUCCAUUGAUAUGGAGUGACGUGUAUCUGUAUAUAAUCCUCACCCAUCUCGGGCACGGGGGUCGUAAAAGGAGCGACGCUAAGCGUGGUAGUGCGGUGCGUGAGAGAUGAAGA